Hyalella azteca is the source of this 2425-nucleotide messenger RNA. Its product is annotated as DBH-like monooxygenase protein 1. Gene Ontology annotation, cellular component: secretory granule membrane. Gene Ontology annotation, molecular function: copper ion binding; dopamine beta-monooxygenase activity. Bases 484 to 2424 code for a protein of 646 amino acids. Gene Ontology annotation, biological process: octopamine biosynthetic process; norepinephrine biosynthetic process; dopamine catabolic process. Lineage: Eukaryota; Metazoa; Arthropoda; Malacostraca; Amphipoda; Hyalellidae. The record is from RefSeq and is a predicted model, not a curated record. The transcript has 14 exons.
CGCAGCGACGUGAAGCAGAACGCAAGCUGUUUAAGCUCUAAAAAUCAGUACAAGAGUUAUCUUAUUUAAUCAGAUAAUAAUAUUACCGAUGUGAACCAUUGUUCAUCUUACAUUUAAUUUGCAAUCCUAUGAAAAAGAGGUAUUUUAGCGGCAAAAGAAGCACUGUACUGAAUUUUAAGUUUCAAAUAAAGUGCCGAGGUGAAUUAGCCCAAAAAAUUUAACAAAAGUGUUUUAAAAUAGAAUUUAUUUUAAUUAAAAAUUUUGAUAGCAUUUAUUUUGGAAGUAGAUGCAUGGAAUAACCCUCAAUGAAGCUUAGUUCCAAUUUUAUUUUAAAAAUUAAAAUGUAAAAUUGACACAUGAAGAAACUGAACGCAUCGUAUUAGGUGCUAAAAAACUUCAUAAUUUCCACAAACUCGAGAAUAUAGUCAGAGAUACAAAAUAUUGUUAGUGCCAAAGAGCUCCAAAAAUUAUCGAUCAGCGAGCAUGACGACUCGUGGCGCGAUGUUUGCCGCGGUUUUGUCGCUGCUGCUGGGAGCGUCCAUGGGCCUGAGCGCCGGUGACGUCAUCAGGAACGCGGCGCAACUCGACGACCAAGGAAAGUUCUUCAUGGCGUGGACAGCUGAGACCGAGCAUGUGACCUUCGAAAUACAGGUGGCCACCCUCGGCUACGCGGGGCUGGGCUUCUCCCCCUCGGGGGGCAUGCAGGGCGCCGACAUUAUCCUGGGCUGGGUCGACGACAGCGGCGAAGCUCACUUGCAUGACAUGCACGGCGUGGGCAACAGCCCGCCAGUAGAGGAUCCCUCACAGGACAUGGUCCUGAUGGAGGGCCGCCGCAACGACACGCACACGACGCUGCGCUUCAGACGUCCCUGGGUCACCUGCGACAGCAGCCACGACAUGGCGCUAUCUUCUGAUACGGUGAAGGUGAUAUUUGCGUACGACCAAGAGAGGCCCGUGAACCUGUCGAAUCUCCAGCACCACGACUACAGAGGCGUCAGGAGCUUGUACCUGCAGGAACCCAGGAUGGAAGCUCCACUCAAAACUGAGGACGUCAAACACUGGGAUGUUCAAGUAAAUAAUUUUCUAGUGCCAUCACAAGUACCGUCAACGUACUGGUGCACAAUUAAAAAAUUCCCCGGUACGACCGAAAAGCAUCACUAUAUUGGGGCAGAACCGAUCUUCAGUCCGGAGUCCCACAAAGAUCUCAUUCAUCACAUGAUCCUCUACGAAUGUUUCGUGGCGAACAGCUCCCGCGUGUUCGAGCGCUACGUCGAGCUACAAGGAACUCGAUGCUACACUAACAGAAUGCCGUCUCUCUUUAACAAUUGUGCAAGACCGAUUGUUGCGUGGGCAGUAGGAGCAGAAACUCAAAGCCUUCCUGCUCACGUCGGCGGAAGACUGGGAGAAAAAUGGGGCGGAGCCGACUACUUCAUGAUGGAAAUUCAUUACGAAAAUCAGGCAAAAAUUAAUGGCACUAGGGACAACAGCGGCCUCCGACUUUUCUACACUCCCAAGCUCCGAAAAUACGAUGCGUCCCUCCUGGAUGUCUCCCACGCCGUGGGGGCCGAGCUCCUGAUACCGCCUCUAGCCCCGACCUGGCCAGCGUAUGGACAUUGCAGCUCCGAGUGCACCAGAGCGACCAUCCCUCCCACCGGGAUCAACGUGGUCGCCGGCUUCCUGCACUCGCACCUGCUAGGUCGGGCCAUCGCCCUCUUACACAUCCGCAACGGCACUGAAUUGCCACCCAUCUUUUCAGAUAAUGCUUACAGCUUCAAGUACCAACAGUUUCAUCAACUGAAGCAAGAAGUGACUAUACUGCCUGGCGACCAUCUUACAACCGUCUGUUCCUACAACUCCUCUGGACGCAUUCAUCCCACAUUCGGCGGACUCCGGACCCAGGAUGAAAUGUGUUCAAUAUCCCUGCUCUACUACCCGUCCAUGGCGCUAAGUACAUGUUCCUCCGUGCCAUUCUUCGAAGAAAUACUAAAAAGUGUUGGGGUGACCAGCCUCUAUGAGGAACGUUCACCGAGUCCAAUCACGAAGAAGGCUCUCGACGCUCUCGAUGAAGAACGGUUUGAAUUUAUGAAGCUAGGAGCUGAGAAAGCAAUAGGAGAAAAUUCUGGGUUGGACUUCAAUCGCUAUCGGGCCAUCAAGAUCAAGGAGCCUUACGGUCUGCAGAAUCUGACGCUGUAUGAUCACCUGAAUGAGAGGAACUUUUGGAUCAGCGGGAAGUGGCAGGACAAACUGCGGCUGCUGCAGACGUCGCACUACGUUCAGCUUACCUGUUCCGACGGAGCUCAAGUGCAACUUGCGAAGUUCUCGCCGGUUUUGACCGUCCCAGAAUUCGAACCGUACAGCCCCCCUCAACAGCCCUGCACCGACGCUGCUGGGCAAAGAACUCCGCAGCCUCUGCACGCCCACUGAA